Messenger RNA from Saccostrea cuccullata (small rock oyster), 366 nucleotides. RefSeq lists its product as uncharacterized. Bases 46 to 303 code for a protein of 85 amino acids. NCBI's taxonomy places the organism in Eukaryota, Metazoa, Mollusca, Bivalvia, Ostreida, Ostreidae. The record is from RefSeq and is a predicted model, not a curated record. The transcript has 3 exons.
UUUAGUCUCAAUGUCUCUGUAGCAUCAACUAAAGAACGAUUCCCAAUGAAGUUGCCCCUUGUUCUGAUUUUGACAUUGGUCACGUGGUGCCUUCUGGACGAGGCUUCCGGGGGCUGGGGUGGAGUACGAAUAAGAGUACGUCGAAUACUCUGUAACGUGGUCUGUUCCACAUCGUGUACGAAGGCCUGUCCGAACUGCGCUCCAGUGUGUGCUCCAGUCUGCACAAAAAUUUGUGGAAGGAAGAGAGGAACGGAUUCCUAUCAGAAGAAGAUAUCUUUAGUGCAAGAUUUCCCUGAUGUCUAAGUGUAAAGAUUUUACACCAAAAAGGAAUUUUCAUUAUUCUAAAUAAAUCUUUAUUUAUAAUGA